Staurois parvus is the source of this 598-nucleotide messenger RNA. The record is from the annotation of a GenBank genome assembly. Lineage: Eukaryota; Metazoa; Chordata; Amphibia; Anura; Ranidae.
GACAGACCAUGGUUGGGAGGGGCUAUACAUUCCUUCCCAAAAAACAGUAGCCUGUCACUGGGUAAUACUCACAUGGGAGGAGCUGAUACACCUGUACAAGACAGGAGGGGAGGAGCCGAUACACCUGUACAAGACAGGAGGGGAGGAGCCGGUACACCUGUACAAGACAGGAGGGGAGGAGCCGGUACACCUGUACAAGACAGGAGGGGAGGAGCCGGUACACCUGUACAAGACAGGAGGGGAGGAGCCGGUACACCUGUACAAGACAGGAGGGGAGGAGCCGGUACACCUGUACAAGACAGGAGGGGAGGAGCCGGUACACCUGUGCAAGACAGGAGGGGAGGAGCCGGUACACCUGUGCAAGACAGGAGGGGAGGAGCCGGUACACCUGUGCAAGACAGGAGGGGAGGAGCCGGUACACCUGUGCAAGACAGGCGGGGACGGGCCGGUACACCUGUACAAGACUGAAGGGGAGGGGCCGGUACACCUGUACAAGACUGAAGGGGAGGGGCCGGUACACCUGUACAAGACUGAAGGGGAGGGGCCGGUACACCUGUACAAGACUGAAGGGGAGGGGCCGGUACACCUGUACAAGACU